Molecule: messenger RNA, 1517 nt
Organism: Boeremia exigua
Lineage: Eukaryota; Fungi; Ascomycota; Dothideomycetes; Pleosporales; Didymellaceae
Product: translation protein SH3-like domain-containing protein
Exons: 2
Coding region: 276-1130 (284 amino acids)
Biological process (GO): translation
Cellular component (GO): mitochondrial large ribosomal subunit; ribosome
Molecular function (GO): structural constituent of ribosome
Source: RefSeq, a predicted model, not a curated record
GCACGUGGUGCUUGGGUGCGUCCACGAUGCAGCUUCGCGGCGUGAGGUGCAGCGUGCAUGUCGGAGAUACGCGUCACAAGAACAGCAAAAGGCAGAAACAAAAUUCAAAUACACGAUGAAUGCAAGGGACAUGGGCCACGUUGAGAUGUGACGUGCGUGAAUGGCGACGUCGAUGUUGAUGUCGCGGCGCACACCUCCCGCAUGACUAAGCAAACCGCGGACCUCGAAAGUUUCCCCAUCCAUCACCGCACGCCCACGACCAGCCCUCACGACCAAUGUCAGCCGCGAUAUCCUGCACGAGGGCUGCGGCCCCGCGCCUCGCCAUCCGCACCCUCCGAUGCCCGCGCUACGCCAGCACGCAGGCCGUCGCCGCCGCCCCGGAGAAGCGUGAAGCAAUCGUCGCGGCGCCCGUCGCCAAACCCUCGACCGCAACGCCGCCGGGCCAGGGCCACAAGAACACGCGCGCCCCGACGCUCGCCGAGCGCAUGCACAAGGCGCUGUACCCGGAGUUGUACGUCAAUGGCCGGCCGAUCGAGGGCGUGCAGCAGCCCAAGGAGCGCAAGGCGACCGCCGACAAGAAGCCCAGGAACAAAACCCACGGCCUCAACAUCGUCGCCCCCGCCCCAGCAAUCAAGAAAAUAUGCCCCCUCCCCAUCGCAGCCGUAACCCAAGCCUCGCUCGCCGCGCUCGACCCCACCGGCGCCCGCACGCGGCUCUUCGACCGCACGAACCCCGAGGCCGCGAAGCUGGGCGACAUCCUGCUGGUGCGGCAGCGCAGCGGCGACCCGUUCGCAGGCGUGUGCAUCAACAUCCGGCGACGGGGCGUGGACACAGCGAUCCUGCUGCGCGGGCAGCUGACGCGGGUCGGCGUCGAGAUGUGGUACAAGGUGUACUCGCCGCUGGUGGAGGGGAUCGAGGUGGUGCAGCGGGCGGCGAAGCGGGCGCGGCGCGCGCGGUUGACGUAUAUGCGGCUGGUCAAGCAUGAUAGGGGGAGUGUGGAGAAUGUGGUCAGGGUGUAUCUCCGCCAGAAGGCGAGUCUGGGCGCGGGCGAGAAGAAGAAGGGUGUUGAGAAGCAGAAGGCGAUGCAGGGCGGGAAGAAGAAGGGCGCGAAGAAGGUCAACAGGCGGUAGAGACGGCAGUGACGGCAGCGAUACACUGGGUGUGGUUGUACCAUAUGUACGAAUGCAUGUUGGAAUACUGUGGCAAGAUGGACGCCUACAUUUCGCAAAGUUUGUUUGAAUAUCUCGCACCAAACGCCAUUCCCAUGCACACUCCCCUAGUCCUCCCCUCCCAUCACUCCCCGCUCCCCCCUCCAUCCCCCGCCUACUGCGCCUUCCGCCGCGGCACCUCCCCGCCAACCUCCAACCGAUACCCCUCAGCGCCCUUCUCCGUCUUAAGCUCCUUAGCAUCGACCUUCUUCCCUAUCUCCGGGAACCCAAAGCUCUCGCUCCUGCCGCCCUCCAGCCCCUUCCACACCCCCGCCGUCUGCCACGUCGUCCACGUCAGCGCGCCAACCC